AUGGCUACUGUGCGCAGGCUGAGGGAGGUGCCGCGGCACUUGCUGGUCUGCGAGAAAUCCAACUUCGGCCACAACAAGUCGCGCCACCGGCAGCUCAUGGAAACUCACUAUCACAAUUACAGAGUUUCGUUUUUGAUUCCUGAAUGUGGGAUACUAUCGAAAGAGCUGAAAAGCCUGGUAAUGGAAAUUGGACCCUAUUACUUUGUGAAGAAUUUACCUCUUCAUGAAUUGAUUUCACAUGAAUUCAUCAACACCUUUGUAAAGAAAGGUGCAUGCUAUGCUCUAACAUACAAUACAAAUAUAGAUGAAGAUAAUGCUGUUGCCCUACUGCCAAAUGGAAAAUUAAUUUUAUCACUGGAUAAAGACACUUAUGAAGAAACUGGACUUCAAGGUCGUCCAUCUCAGUAUUCUGGCAGAAAAAUCAUGAAAUUUAUUGUUUCCAUUGAUUUGGUGGAUUUAUCCUUUAACCUGGAUUCCAAGAAUUAUAAAAGAACAUCUUGGGCCUUCAAAGAAAAGAAACCAUUGAAGUUUGAUUUUCUUUUGGCUUGGCAUCCUACAGGUGCAGAAGAAUCAGCAAUGAUGUCAUACUUUUCCAGUUACCAAAUUCAGGAGCAACAGCCAAAAAUAACUCUGAGUGUAUUGACAGACUUGCAGUGCCCCGUGCUGCAGAGCCAUAAGCUUCAGGGGGAGCCCGAAGCUGCCUGCAGCACCCACGAGGUCUUUGACUGGCUGGGAGCUGUCUUCAGUCACGUUGACCUAAAUAAUGAGCCAAAUAAUUUCAUAUCAACCUAUUGCUGUCCUCAGCCAAGUACAGUGGUGGCAAAAGCUUAUUUAUGUACAAUCACUGGUUUCCUGCUUCCAGAGAAGAUCAGUCUCUUACUGGAACAGCUGCGUCACUACUUUGAUGAGCCCAAGUUAGCUCCUUGGGUUUCCUUGUGUGUUCAAGGCUUUGCAGACAGCCCUGUUUCUUGGAGAGAAAAUGAACAUGGUUUUCAAAAAGGAGGAGAACAUUUGUACAACUUUGUGAUUUUUAAUAAUCAGGACUAUUGGCUUCAGAUGGCUGUUGGGGCAAAUGAUGACUGUCCACCAUAAAAAAAAUAAUAAAAUGAUGUAUAUUU
Messenger RNA from Orycteropus afer afer, 1118 nucleotides. RefSeq names its product ribonuclease P/MRP subunit p40 (gene RPP40). NCBI's taxonomy places the organism in Eukaryota, Metazoa, Chordata, Mammalia, Tubulidentata, Orycteropodidae. Gene Ontology annotation, cellular component: multimeric ribonuclease P complex; ribonuclease MRP complex. The record is from RefSeq and is a predicted model, not a curated record. Gene Ontology annotation, molecular function: ribonuclease P activity; ribonuclease MRP activity. Gene Ontology annotation, biological process: endonucleolytic cleavage in ITS1 to separate SSU-rRNA from 5.8S rRNA and LSU-rRNA from tricistronic rRNA transcript (SSU-rRNA, 5.8S rRNA, LSU-rRNA); tRNA 3'-end processing; tRNA 5'-leader removal.